Penicillium diatomitis is the source of this 831-nucleotide messenger RNA. Its product is annotated as phosphoglycerate mutase family protein. Gene Ontology annotation, molecular function: sedoheptulose-bisphosphatase activity. The record is from RefSeq and is a predicted model, not a curated record. The coding region runs from base 1 to 831 and encodes 276 amino acids. Gene Ontology annotation, biological process: ribose phosphate biosynthetic process. The transcript is spliced from 4 exons. Lineage: Eukaryota; Fungi; Ascomycota; Eurotiomycetes; Eurotiales; Aspergillaceae.
AUGACUGCGCCCACCACAUCCGCACGAGUGUUUCUCGUCCGUCAUGGCGACACUGACUGGAUCUCGGGCGGGAAAUUUGCCAGUCGAACCGAUAUACCUCUUUCGAAGAUGGGAGAAAAGGAUAUUGAGUUCACGCGCGAUCGUGUUGUCGCGGAAGAUGAGAUGAUUGAUCCGACUGGCAUUGCCAAAAUAUACUGUUCGCCGAGAAUCAAUGCACGCCGCACGGUCGAGAUCUUGGGAAUCGGUGUGCACCACCACCAGCAUUUUCAAAAUGAGGAGACAGGUCAGAAAUGGAGGUCUGAGUCUGUGAUAAAGGGCGAGACGGCGGAUCCAUAUAUCCAUAUCACGAAGUCGUUGGAGGAGUGGGAUUUUGGAUACUAUGAAGGAAUGACUUUGCAGGCAAUAAAUGAGAAGCGAAUGAAGGACUAUGGCAGUGGAACGUGGGAUAUCUGGACAGAUGGAUGUCCAGGCGGAGAAUCUCCACAGCAAGUCACCGAGCGCCUUGACAAGCUCAUCCGUGAAAUCAAACAAGUCAUCUCGUCAAACUCGGCCAGUUGGCCCGGAGGUCAGCUCAUUGCUCAUCGAAGUCAGCAUGCGCAAGAUGUCGUAUGCGUCGCACAUGGACAUAUCUUAGCUGCUCUGGCUAUCCGUUGGGUUGGUCUCCCGUUGGACACGGGAAUGAUGAGACUGAUCUUUGAGCCCGGGGGCGUGGGUAUUUUGGGAUUCGAGCAUGACAAUAUCAAUCAACCUGCUAUCUUGGUAGGCAGAAAACCUGGUCGACCUGAUCGAGAACAGCGCAGCGAGACUGGAUUCGCACAAGCAAGUCGCUAG